Naegleria gruberi is the source of this 1044-nucleotide messenger RNA. RefSeq lists its product as uncharacterized. The record is from RefSeq and is a predicted model, not a curated record. The transcript has a single exon. NCBI's taxonomy places the organism in Eukaryota, Heterolobosea, Eutetramitea, Acrasida, Naegleriidae. The coding region runs from base 1 to 1044 and encodes 347 amino acids.
AUGGAUUUAAAAAAUACAACACCACCAUGUUUAUAUUCAUGUCAAAAAAGUUAUUUAUUAAAAUUAUUAAAUGAUAAAUUACAAAAAUUAUCAAAUAUUAAUUUAAUUAAUGAUAAUAUUAGAAAUAUUAAUGAAAAUGGUAAUAGAAUUUCACUUUCAACUAAAAAAUCAAUUACAAAACGUCAUGUUGAUUUACUUGUUGCAGCAGAAGAUGAUAUUUCACAAUCACAAUCUGUUAAAUAUUUACAAACUAAAUUAGGAAAUGAAUUAAUUUUAAAAUCUAGAAAUUAUGAAUGUGAUACAAUUAUUUUACCUUCACCUUCUGAUAUUGAUUAUGAAAAUAGAUUAUUUGAAUGGUGGAAUAAUUCAAGUAGAUUAGCAAUUAUACCUUUAUCAAAUCAACAAUUAGGAAUUCAUUCAAUUCAAUACAUUCCAAAACAUUCUGCAUUAGGAAUGGAAAGAAAUUCUACAAAUUCACUUCAUUUCGUUAAUAAGAUUCAUACUAAUUUAAGAGAUAAUGGUGUUGAUAGUGUUAUUGAUAUUAUUAGACAAUACGUUUAUUCUAGAAAUAGAAUUCAUACCAUUGCACAUUCUCAAAUUUCAUAUGAUCAUGAAUUGAAGAAUUUAUUUAUUCCUUUUAAUAUUAAUAAUAAUAAUACUAGUAAUAUUAAUAAGAAUAAUACUAGUAAUACUAGCAGUAAUAAUAAUACUGGUAAUAAUAAUAGUGCCAAUGGUAAUAUAGUUGCAAUUGGUGGAGUAGCACACAGUGUUGAUCCAACAUUAUUUCAACGUGGUAAUGUUGCUAUUCAUGAUGCAAUUCAAUUAUGUAUUCAAUUAAAUGAACAUGGAUUAACUAAUCAAGCAUUACAAUUAUAUGAACAAGAUUCUAAAUUAUCAUUUGAAAGAAUUAACAAGUAUAGUGAAGGUAUGGCAAGAAUUGGUUUUAAAAAGAGAGUUAAUAAGGUUACCAUUUUAUUUAAAUUCAUUUUUGAAAAAUUAAAUAUUAUGAGAUUUAAGAGAAUUGUUUCAAAAGUUAAUGAAUAA